AUGCGGGGCCCGCUGGGCACCGAGGAGGAGCUGCCGCGGCUGUUCGCGGACGAGAUGGAGAACGAGGACGAGAUGUCAGAAGAAGAAGAUGGGGGCCUUGGAGGCUUUGAUGACUAUUUCCCUGAGGAGCCCGUGGGCCUUCCCAAGAAGAAGAAAUCCAAGAAGCUCAAGGAGAACCGGUCUAAAGGGAAGCGGAAGAAGAAAGAGGGGAGCAAUGAUGAGCUGUCAGAAAAUGAAGAGGAUCUGGAAGAGAAGUCGGAGAGUGAGGGCAGUGACUACUCCCCUAAUAAAAAGAAGAAGAAAAAGCUCAAGGACAAGAAGGAGAAAAAAGCCAAGCGAAAAAGGAAGGAUGAUGACGAGGAUGAUAAUGACGACGGGUGUCUAAAGGAGCCCAAGUCCUCGGGGCAGCUGAUGGCCGAGUGGGGCCUGGAUGACGUGGAGUACCUGUUCUCGGAGGCAGACUACCACACGCUGACCAACUACAAGGCCUUCAGCCAGUUCCUCAGGCCGCUCAUUGCCAAGAAGAACCCGAAGAUCCCCAUGUCCAAAAUGAUGACCGUUCUGGGAGCCAAGUGGCGGGAGUUCAGCGCCAACAACCCUUUCAAGGGGAGCUCAGCAGCAGCAGCUGCAGCGGCGGUGGCCGCGGCCGUGGAGACCGUCACCAUCGCCCCUCCGCUGGCCGUCAGCCCCCAGCAGGCACCCCAGCCUGUACCUAUCCGCAAGGCCAAGACCAAGGAGGGCAAGGGGCCAGGAGUGAGGAAGAAGAUCAAAGGGUCCAAGGAUGCGAAGAAGAAGGGCAAGGGGAGAAAGGUAGCCGGGCUCAAGUUCCGCUUUGGAGGGAUCAGCAACAAGAGGAAGAAAGGCUCCUCGAGUGAGGAAGAUGAGCGGGAGGAGUCAGACUUCGACAGCGCCAGCAUCCACAGCUCCUCCAUGCGCUCUGAGGGCUCCACAGCCCUGGGGAAGAAGAGCAAGAGGCGGCGCAAGAAGAAGAGGAUUGACGAUGGUGAUGGCUACGAGACGGACCACCAGGACUACUGUGAGGUGUGCCAGCAGGGCGGGGAGAUUAUCCUGUGUGACACCUGCCCGCGGGCCUACCACCUCGUCUGCCUUGAUCCAGAGCUGGAGAAGGCUCCCGAGGGCAAGUGGAGCUGUCCCCACUGUGAGAAGGAGGGGAUCCAGUGGGAGCCAAAGGACGACGAGGACGACGAGGAGGAGGGCGGCUGCGAGGAGGAGGAGGACGACCACAUGGAGUUCUGCCGCGUGUGCAAGGACGGGGGUGAACUGCUCUGCUGCGACGCGUGCCCCUCCUCCUACCACCUGCACUGCCUCAACCCGCCGCUGCCCGAGAUCCCAAACGGUGAAUGGCUCUGCCCGCGCUGUACUUGCCCCCCGCUGAAAGGCAAAGUCCAGCGGAUCCUACACUGGAGGUGGACAGAGCCCCCCGCCCCCUUCAUGGUGGGGCUGCCGGGGCCCGACAUGGAGCCUGGUGUCCCCCCACCCAAGCCCCUGGAGGGCAUCCCGGAGAGAGAGUUCUUCGUCAAGUGGGCUGGGCUCUCCUACUGGCACUGCUCCUGGGUGAAGGAGCUUCAGCUGGAGCUAUACCACACGGUCAUGUACCGCAACUACCAAAGAAAGAACGACAUGGACGAGCCGCCGCCCUUUGACUACGGCUCUGGCGAUGAGGAUGGCAAGAGCGAGAAGAGGAAGAACAAGGACCCUCUCUAUGCCAAGAUGGAGGAGCGCUUCUACCGCUACGGCAUCAAGCCCGAGUGGAUGAUGAUCCACCGCAUCCUGAACCACAGCUUCGACAAGAAGGGGGAUGUGCACUACCUGAUCAAGUGGAAAGACCUGCCCUAUGACCAGUGCACCUGGGAGAUCGACGACAUCGACAUCCCCUACUAUGACAACCUGAAGCAGGCCUACUGGGGCCACAGGGAGCUGAUGCUGGGUGAGGAUGCUAGGCUGCCCAAGAGGCUGGUCAAGAAGGGCAAGAAGCUGAAGGAUGAUAAACAGGAGAAGCCACCAGACACACCCAUUGUGGAUCCCACGGUCAAGUUUGACAAGCAGCCUUGGUACAUUGACUCCACGGGAGGCACACUGCACCCAUACCAGCUGGAGGGCCUCAACUGGCUGCGCUUCUCCUGGGCCCAGGGCACAGACACCAUCCUGGCUGAUGAGAUGGGGCUGGGCAAGACUGUGCAGACCAUCGUCUUCCUCUACUCCCUGUACAAGGAGGGGCACUCCAAGGGGCCCUACCUGGUCAGCGCGCCCCUGUCCACCAUCAUCAACUGGGAGCGUGAGUUUGAGAUGUGGGCACCUGACUUCUAUGUGGUCACCUACACGGGGGACAAGGAGAGCCGCUCCGUGAUCCGGGAGAAUGAGUUUUCUUUUGAGGACAACGCCAUUCGGAGUGGGAAGAAGGUGUUCCGCAUGAAGAAAGAAGUGCAGAUCAAAUUUCAUGUCCUGCUCACCUCCUACGAGCUCAUCACCAUCGACCAGGCCAUUCUGGGCUCCAUCGAGUGGGCCUGCCUAGUGGUGGACGAGGCCCACCGGCUCAAGAACAACCAGUCCAAGUUCUUUAGGGUCUUGAACAGCUACAAGAUCGAUUACAAGCUGCUGCUGACGGGGACCCCCCUUCAGAACAACCUAGAGGAGCUGUUCCAUCUCCUCAACUUCCUGACUCCAGAGAGGUUCAACAAUCUGGAGGGCUUCCUGGAGGAGUUUGCCGAUAUCUCCAAGGAAGACCAGAUCAAGAAGCUACACGACCUGCUGGGGCCACACAUGCUGAGGCGGCUCAAGGCUGAUGUAUUCAAGAACAUGCCGGCCAAGACCGAGCUGAUCGUUCGUGUGGAGCUGAGCCAGAUGCAGAAGAAGUACUACAAGUUCAUCCUCACGCGGAACUUCGAGGCACUCAACUCCAAGGGGGGUGGGAACCAGGUGUCGCUGCUCAACAUCAUGAUGGAUCUGAAGAAGUGUUGCAACCACCCCUACCUCUUCCCCGUGGCUGCCGUGGAGGCCCCUGUCUUGCCCAAUGGCUCCUAUGAUGGCAGCUCCCUGGUCAAGUCUUCAGGCAAGCUCAUGCUUCUGCAGAAGAUGCUCAAGAAGCUGCGGGACGAAGGGCACCGUGUGCUCAUCUUCUCCCAGAUGACCAAGAUGCUGGACCUUCUGGAGGACUUCCUGGAGUAUGAGGGCUACAAGUAUGAGCGGAUUGAUGGUGGCAUCACUGGGGGCCUCCGACAAGAGGCGAUCGACAGAUUCAAUGCCCCUGGGGCGCAGCAGUUCUGCUUCCUUCUCUCGACCCGGGCGGGGGGCCUGGGCAUCAACCUGGCCACAGCAGACACCGUCAUCAUCUACGACUCGGACUGGAAUCCACACAAUGACAUCCAGGCCUUCAGCCGUGCCCAUCGCAUCGGACAGAACAAGAAGGUGAUGAUCUACCGCUUCGUGACUCGGGCCUCGGUGGAGGAGCGCAUCACACAGGUGGCCAAGCGCAAGAUGAUGCUCACCCACCUGGUGGUACGGCCCGGCCUCGGCUCCAAGUCCGGCUCCAUGACCAAGCAGGAGCUGGACGACAUCCUCAAGUUCGGCACAGAAGAGCUCUUCAAGGACGACGUGGAGGGCAUGAUGUCUCAGGGCCAGAGGCCGGUCACGCCCGUCCCUGAUGUCCAGUCCUCCAAAGGGGGAGCCCUGGCUUCCAGCGCCAAGAAGAAGCAUGGCAGCACCCCGCCAGGCGACAACAAGGACGUGGAGGACAGCAGUGUGAUCCACUAUGACGAUGCGGCCAUCUCCAAGCUGCUGGACCGAAACCAGGACGCCACGGACGACACGGAGCUGCAGAAUAUGAACGAGUACCUGAGCUCCUUCAAGGUGGCGCAGUACGUGGUGCGCGAGGAGGACGGCGUGGAGGAGGUGGAGAGGGAGAUCAUCAAGCAGGAGGAGAACGUGGACCCCGACUACUGGGAGAAGCUCCUGCGGCACCACUACGAGCAGCAACAGGAGGACCUGGCCCGCAAUCUGGGCAAGGGCAAGCGCGUCCGCAAGCAGGUCAACUACAACGACGCCUCCCAGGAGGACCAGGAGUGGCAGGACGAGCUCUCAGAUAACCAGUCCGAAUAUUCCAUUGGCUCCGAGGAUGAGGACGAGGACUUUGAGGAAAGGCCAGAAGGGCAGAGUGGACGGCGACAAUCCAGGAGGCAGCUGAAGAGCGACAGGGACAAGCCCCUGCCACCUCUUCUCGCCCGUGUGGGUGGCAACAUCGAGGUGCUGGGCUUCAAUGCCCGCCAGCGGAAGGCCUUUCUGAACGCCAUCAUGCGCUGGGGCAUGCCCCCCCAGGAUGCCUUCAACUCUCACUGGCUGGUGCGGGACCUUCGAGGGAAAAGCGAGAAGGAAUUUAGAGCCUAUGUGUCCCUCUUCAUGCGGCACCUGUGUGAGCCGGGCGCUGACGGCGCAGAGACCUUCGCGGACGGUGUGCCCCGUGAGGGCCUCUCGAGGCAGCACGUGCUCACCCGCAUCGGGGUCAUGUCACUAGUUAGGAAGAAGGUUCAGGAGUUUGAGCACGUUAACGGGAAGUACAGCACCCCGGAUUUGAUCCCCGAGGGGCCCGAGGGCAAGAAGCCAAGUGAGGUCAUCUCCUCGGACCCCAACACGCCAGUGCCCGCCAGCCCUGCCCACCUCCUGCCGACCCCACUGGGCCUGCCAGACAAAAUGGAAGCCCAGCUGGGUUACAUGGAUGAGAAGGAGCUGGGGGUUCAGAAGCCAAAGAAGCCCCCAGAAAUCCAGGCCCUGCCAACUUCCCUGGACAGAGUGGAGGGCGAGGACAAGCAUGAGAGCUCAGAUGGCAAGGAGCGGCUGGAGGAGAUGGAGAAGGCCCCACCAUCCCCAGAGCAGCUGCCGAAAGAAGAAGUGCUUCCUGAGAAGGAGAAAAUUCUGGACAAGCUGGAGCUAAGCUUGAUUCACAGCAGAGGGGAUGGCAGUGAUUUCAGGCCAGAUGACGCCAAAGUGGAGGAGAAGGAGCCCCUUGAAACACAGCAAAAUGGUGACAAAGAGGAAGAUGAGGAGGGGAAGAAGGAGGACAAGAAUGGGAGGUUCAAAUUCAUGUUCAACAUUGCAGACGGGGGCUUCACAGAGCUGCACACACUGUGGCAGAAUGAGGAACGUGCUGCUGUGUCCUCGGGGAAAAUCUACGACAUCUGGCACCGGCGCCAUGACUACUGGCUGCUGGCCGGCAUCGUGACGCACGGCUACGCCCGCUGGCAGGACAUCCAGAAUGACCCGAGAUACAUGAUCCUCAACGAGCCCUUCAAGUCUGAGAUCCACAAGGGUAACUACUUGGAGAUGAAGAACAAGUUUCUGGCCCGCAGGUUCAAGCUGCUGGAACAGGCGCUGGUCAUCGAGGAGCAGCUCCGGAGGGCCGCAUACCUUAACAUGACCCAGGACCCCAACCACCCCGCCAUGGCCCUCAACGCCCGCUUGGCUGAGGUGGAGUGCCUUGCUGAGAGCCACCAGCACCUGUCCAAGGAGUCCCUUGCCGGGAACAAGCCGGCCAAUGCCGUCCUGCACAAGGUCCUGAACCAGCUGGAGGAGCUGCUGAGUGACAUGAAGGCGGAUGUGACGCGCCUGCCCUCCAUGCUGUCCCGCAUCCCCCCGGUGGCUGCCCGCCUCCAGAUGUCGGAGCGCAGCAUCCUGAGCCGCCUGACCAACCGAGCCGGUGACCCCACCAUCCAGCAGGGCGCUUUCGGCAACUCCCAGAUGUACAACAACAACUUUGGGCCCAACUUCCGGGGCCCUGGACCGGGAGGGAUUGUCAACUACAACCAGAUGCCCCUGGGGCCCUAUGUGACCGAUAUCUAGCUGUCCCCGCGAUUUCCCUCUGUUGCAGUGCUCAUUUCCAGCUGAGCCGCGCCUGCCGGGCCACCUGCCCAACCCCCACAGGAGAGAAAAGCUGCCGCCUUUUUAGGAGCCAUGCCAUCUUGGGACGGAAAGGGAAACUGAAUAAUGCCAUCGCAUGGGGGACGAGGCCCAGCCUGGCUGGGCUGGAGCCCAGAAGUGCCACCUCCUCAUCAUGCCAGUGUCCCACCCAGCGUCACACCCACCCCACACCGGGACGUACCCCUUGGCCACCUUUGCCGGACAACUUCUUAGAGGAGAUUUCAUUUAUUUGUACAUCUUUUGCACUUUCCUAUUGAAGACUUGAACGAGUCUGUCUUGAUAUAAAAGUUGAGUGACGUAUGGAGGGGUCUAACCUGCAGCACUCACGUCUCUCUGUCAACGGGCUCCAGACUUCAAAGGAAGAUCCUAGAAACGCUGCUGCUGGCCCAGGGGACUUGGCCCGCCUGGGGAGCCCUCUGUGUGCCCCCGCCCACCCCAUCCCGUCCGUGUGGCCUGACUGCCCGUGUUCUGGCCCCCCUGCCCCUCGGGGGUCCCCAGGGCUGGAUGGGUCAGGAGUGGGGAGUGGCUGCCCAGCCCCCAGGGUAGAGACCUCAGCUGGUGCCCGGGGCUGGGGCUCUCUUCCACCCCCUUCUUGCCGGGGCUGGAGACCACCAGGUAUGUGCUAUCUCGGUGGGGGAGGGGAGCCUGUCAGCAGGUGUCUGUCCCUGGCCCAGCACGUCUUGCAGGCCCUGGACUCUGUUAGCAGAGCGGAUGGCUGUCAUGCUGCGUGGCCACAUGCAGCCUGUGCUCCCGGGAGGAGGGGAGGCGCGGAGCCCACGCACGUAGCCUAAGGGCUGUGAGAGCCUGUCUCGGCCUCUGCGGGAAGGGGCUUGCCCUCUGUUGCGGUGUGGUUAGCGUCCUAGCAGGGCAGGUCACUGUGGCACUGAGGGUGGCCCCGGAGACCCUGGUCCUGCCCUGUGCCCUGGGAGGCCCAUCACAUCCCCCUCUAGGUACACACUCCCCGUUCAGUCUCAUGGCCACGGAUGCAAAGAAGCUGGGCCACCCCUUGGCGCCCGGACUUAUCCCUGUCCUCCUGUCCCUGGAGAGGCCCCUGCUGUGUUGUUGGAGGGCCUGGGGAAAGCUGGGCUUGGAGGUGGGGGGCUGGACCUGAUGGCUGUCCAGCCCUCUGAGCUGGAGCCUCCAGGCUUCCUGCCUCGUCUUCUCUGGGGAACCCCCACUGGCCCCCCUCCUGCACUCAGCCGGUGGUCUCCCAUGAGGGCCCCGCUGGUGGGGAGGGGCCAGACCCUGGGCUUGUCUGUGUCCUAUGCUUCCUCUGCCUGGCUCAGCCUGGAAGGGUUUUCCCAGCCUUGGGCAAGGGGCUUCCUGGGGAAGUGUCCUGGCUAUAGAAUCCAGGAGGGGCCAAGAUUUGGGGGUCUGUCUGGGGGCCUCUUGGGCAAUCAGCCAGCCCUCAUGGGGUCCCGGGUGCUCUCUGUAAAUGGCUGUGAACCCCUUGAGGGCUGGACCCCAAAGCCUUUUCCAUCUUGGUGUCCCCUCACUUCAGUCUCAGAACCUCCCAGGCCGAGUCGGCCCCGGCACCGCGGGGGGGGGGGGCGGGGGGCGCGGUGGUGAGCACUCUGAAGGCGGCACCCAGCUUUCCAGGACGUGCAUGCUGCAGCGCUGCCCUCGCCUUCUGAGAAGGGCAGGGUCGCCCCAGUCCGCUGGGGUUCCUGUGGGUGCCGCGCGCACAGCCUCCUGGCUCAGGCCUCUGGCGAGGUGACCACAUGAGCCCCCUCCCAACCCUCCCAACCCAGAGCCCUGUGACACUCCCUCCCAGACCCCCGGUCAGCCCUGGGGCUGGCCUCAUUGGGCACAGUGCUGGCCCCCCACCUCGGCCACAGUGGGUGGGUCUUGAGUGCCCAGCCAGGAGGCCCACGGUGGUGGCAGGGCAGGGGCCCGCAUCUCCACUGCCUUGCCCCAAGGGCUGGUGGUCCCCCUGCUGUCAGUCCUUCCUCCCCAGAAAGCCUCCCGCUGUCGCCCCAUCUUUGCUUCCAUGCCGGGCCUCCCCCUCCUCUACUGGGCCGGAUCUGGGUGUGUGCAAUGGCCAGGUCUGGGAAGGGCUCAGCUCUCCACGACCAGCACCUGGAGGCCCGGGAGGGGGGCUUCGGGCAGUUGGGGAGGGGGUUUCUGGUCGGCUGGUUUGGGAGAGGAAAAUGGAUCUCAGACUGUUUUCUUCUUAGUUUAUCAGUUACCUCCUGCCGCGAGUGGUGGCAGGGGAGAGGGGCGUCCACGGUCUUUGGCAUCUCCCGGCUGGGUUUGGUUUUUGCUGCUGACAGAAUGAGGGGCUUUGUGUACAAGCAGAAUCCUACAGCGUCAGCCCGCAUUUUUGUUUCCAGCCACCCUAUUAUUUAAACCAGUGCUGAGUAGGCUUUCUGUCGAACCACCUUUGGGCCUCAGUUUCAGAACGCAUUGCCUGCUGGGCUCCCAGGUGACGAGAGGCUCAUGGGCUGGACCAUGUCCGGAGGGCCCCGCUCUCGCACAUACUGCCCCGCAAGUGCAGUCCUGUGAGGAGACCCUCUCUGCAAGCCCCCUUCAGAAGCUCCUUGGCUUCCUGCAAGUUA
Mirounga angustirostris (Northern elephant seal) is the source of this 8486-nucleotide messenger RNA. It is a transcript of the gene CHD5, whose product is annotated as chromodomain helicase DNA binding protein 5. Gene Ontology annotation, biological process: chromatin remodeling; negative regulation of transcription by RNA polymerase II. The coding region runs from base 1 to 5850 and encodes 1949 amino acids. Gene Ontology annotation, molecular function: DNA binding; ATP hydrolysis activity; ATP binding. The transcript is spliced from 42 exons. Gene Ontology annotation, cellular component: chromatin; nucleus. Lineage: Eukaryota; Metazoa; Chordata; Mammalia; Carnivora; Phocidae. The record is from RefSeq and is a predicted model, not a curated record.